Messenger RNA from Dendrobium catenatum, 1380 nucleotides. RefSeq lists its product as uncharacterized. The transcript is spliced from 4 exons. The record is from RefSeq and is a predicted model, not a curated record. The coding region runs from base 1 to 1380 and encodes 459 amino acids. Lineage: Eukaryota; Viridiplantae; Streptophyta; Magnoliopsida; Asparagales; Orchidaceae.
AUGGUGGUCCUUAUUUCGAAGACAGAUAAUGCUAAUAUGCCUUCUAAGUUUAGGCCGGUCAGUUUAUGCCAAUCUUUUUAUAAGAUAGUGGCCAAGGUGUUGAUUAACCGCCUCAAACUUGUGUUGAGCAGUAUUAUCAGUGAACAGCAGGGGGCUUUUGUUCUGAGAAGGUCAAUUUCUAGCCAUGGGAUGCUGGCUCAGGAGAUGAUGUGCAAAUUCAAAUGCUCAACUCAAAAGUCUAGGUUGAUGGCUUUGAAAGUUGAUAUGGAUGUGUCACUCGGCCUCGAUUUACACUUCUUAUUAAUGGGAGUCGAACCCAGUGGAUUAAUGCCAAGAGCGAUCUCCGACAAGGGUGCCCGCUGUGACCGUAUAUGUUUAUUUUCUGUUCUGAACUAUUAUCCAAAGCUUUUCGCUAACCGUAUUAAUGAUAUUCGUAUUAUUGGUUUGCUAGAUGACUAUUGUGAUUGGACGGGUCAUAGGAUUAAUUGUGGUAAGUCUGCUAUUCUCUUUAAUAAGAAAUGUCCUAAUUCGAAGAAGAGAAUGCUUGCCAAACUGAUGGAAUAUAGAAAGGUGAACUCUCUUGAGUAUCUUGGACUUCCAUUGGUCAUGAGGAAACUUGUUGCUGCAUAUUUUGCUAAGGUUAUGAAGGCUGCUCAAGAGAAGAUGAAUGUGUGCGAAAAGAAACAGCUCUCGGUGGCGGGUAGAGCUUUAAUGAUUAAUACGUCGUUAUUAUCAAUCCCUAUAUAUCUAAUGACUCAUACUGUCAUUCCUAAUGGGGUUCUAAACUCUAUUGAGAGGUUGGUAGGACGAUUUCUUUGGCAAAAUGAUCCAAACAGCAGAGGUAUGCAUUAUGUGGGGUGGAAAGAACUGUGCAAACCGAAGAAUCAAGGAGGUCUCAAGCUUCAUGAUCUUCUCGUCUGGAAGUGUGCUCUCCGCGCUCGGGUUGUAUGGGACCUGCUCCAGCAUCCUGAUUCCUCCUUGUAUAAAUUUUUUUUUACUAAUAUUGGUAUGAGGCUUUGGGAUAAUACUCAAGGGAAGAACAUCUCUAUUACCUGGAAGGUUAACCAGGAUGGAGCGAGGGCCCUCCAGCCUAUUCUGAGAUGGAAUAUUGGUAAUGGUAUUCAUAUUGAUGUGCUCCAGGAAUGGAUCUUGGACCGUAAUAUUGCCAAGUGGCCUACGUUUGUGAAUGUGGAUGAGUGGAAUGAGGAUAUGAUAAAGCGUUGUUUUGGGAACAUUAUGGCAGAGCGUAUCUUGGCAAUUGAAGUUUGUAAUGAUACCCACGUGGACAAUCCUGAGCUCAUUCAUGCUAGAAUGGAUAUGACGGUUACUGCUAUGGCUUAUAACCUUAAACUACAUCCUCGGGAGAGGUUUUUCUGGUAG